Molecule: messenger RNA, 1731 nt
Organism: Lodderomyces pseudojiufengensis
Lineage: Eukaryota; Fungi; Ascomycota; Pichiomycetes; Serinales; Debaryomycetaceae
Product: sugar porter family MFS transporter
Exons: 1
Coding region: 1-1731 (576 amino acids)
Biological process (GO): carbohydrate transport; transmembrane transport
Cellular component (GO): plasma membrane
Molecular function (GO): carbohydrate:proton symporter activity
Source: RefSeq, a predicted model, not a curated record
AUGAGUAAUAAUUAUAACAAUUCAGAAACAAGUUCAAAAUUAAAUGAUGAUAAUAUUCAACAAAUUUCAACAAAUGAAAAUUCAGAAAAAUCUCAAGAUAAUAGUUCACAAACAAAAACUGAAGAAAGUUUAAUAAAUAAAGAUGAUGAAAGUCUUGAAGAAGCAAUAAAGAAAAGAUUAGCUAAUAAAAAUUGGAAAGAUUAUAUAUUAAUCACAUUUUUAUGUUUUUUAAUUGCAUUUGGAGGAUUUGUAUUUGGUUAUGAUACUGGUACAAUUUCUGGAUUUGUUAAUAUGACUGAUUUUAUAAAUAGAUUUGGACAAGUAGGUGAUAAUGGAGAAUAUUAUUUAAGUGAAAUUAGAAUUGGAAUUAUUAUAUCAGUUUUUAAUAUUGGUUGUUGUAUUGGUGGAUUAAUUUUCUCGAAAAUUGCUGAUAUUUAUGGUAGAAGAAUUGGUUUAAUGUUUUCAAUGGUUAUUUAUGUUAUUGGUAUAAUUGUUCAAAUUUCUGCAAAUUCUGCUUGGUAUCAAAUUAUGAUUGGUAGAAUUAUUACUGGAUUAAGUGUUGGUACAGUUUCUGUUAUUGCACCAAUGUUUAUAUCUGAAUCAUCACCAAAAGUUUUAAGAGGUACAUUAGUUUGUUGUUUUCAAUUAUGUAUAACUUUAGGUAUAUUUAUUGGAUAUUGUUGUACUUAUGGAACAAAACAAUUAGAAAAUUCAUCAGCACAAUGGAGAAUUCCUUUGGGAUUAUGUUUUGCAUGGGCAAUUUUCUUAGUCAUUGGAAUGAUUUUUAUGCCUGAAUCACCAAGAUAUUUAGUUGAAAAAAAAAGGAUAGAUGAAGCAAAAAUUUCAAUAGCAAAAUCAAAUAAUUUAAAACCAGAUGAUCCUAUAGUUAAUUCUGAAUUAAUUUUAAUUCAAGCUGGUAUAGAUAGAGAAGAGCUUGCAGGAAAUGCUUCUUGGAAAGAAUUAAUCACUGGAAAACCUGGAAUUUUUAAAAGAUUAAUUAUUGGAACUGUUUUAGCUUCAUUACAACAAUUAACUGGUAAUAAUUAUUUUUUUUAUUUUGCAACAACUAUAUUUAAAUCAGUGGGGUUGGAAGAUUCUUUUCAAACUUCAAUGAUUUUAGGAGCAGUUAAUUUUUUAUCAACAUUUGUUAAUAUUUGGGCAAUUGAAAGAUUUGGUAGAAGACAAUGUUUAUUAGCUGGAUCAAGUGGAAUGUUUAUUUGUUUUAUUAUUUAUUCAGUUUUAGGUUCAACUAAUUUAUAUGAUGAUCCAAAUAAUUUUCAAAAUUCAGUUACUCAUUUACCAACUGGAAAAGCAAUGAUAUUUAUAACUUGUUUAUAUAUUUUCUUUUUUGCAUCAACUUGGGCAGGAGGUGUUUAUGCAAUAUUAUCAGAAACUUAUCCAUUAAGAGUUAGAUCAAAAGCAAUGUCAGUUGCAAUUGGUUCAAAUUGGAUUUGGGGUUUUUUAAUUUCAUUUUUUUCUUCAUUUAUUAUUAAUUCAAUUCAUUUUUAUUAUGGAUUUGUAUUUACUGGUUGUAUUGCAAUUUCAAUUAUAUUUGUUUAUUAUUGUAUUAUGGAAACAAAAGGUUUAAGUUUAGAAGAAAUUGAUGAAAUGUGGGCUGCUAAAGUUGUACCUUGGAAAUCUUCAGAAUGGGUUCCACCAUCUGUUUCAAAAAUGGCUCAUUGUCAAAAUUAUGCAAAACCAGAUGUUGUACAUGAUGAAAGAAAUGUUUAA